GCCGCCGCUGCCGUCGCCGCCGCCGCCGCCGCCGCCGCCAGCACCGUCACCACCACCAUCCCCUGCUGAUGACGGCAGACCGGCUCUGACAGUGGCUCGGCUGACCUGUGACAGCCGAGGCGUCAGUCCUCGGUGCGCCAGUGUGCCGUGUGGAGCGGUCUCGCGCGCGCGCGUCACGCUCACGUCUACCGCGGAGCAGCACGACGCGCGGAUCGCGUGGACGUGGUCAGCUGUCAAACUCUGCGUGGAUCGCUCCGACGAGGCCCCCGCUGCUGAGACCCCGCGCGCCCGGUGAAUCAUCAGCGAGAUUCCCGAGAAAGAGACAGAGAGGGGGAAGGAAAGGAAGAGGGAAGAUCGAGUGCGACGGAUCGUGGGAAGCCGCGCGCAGUUUCCGCGGCGAAGAAGACCCGAUUCCUGUGAACGAUCUGCGUCCGACGUGAUUUCCACGCUCGGCUUUUCCGUAAGAUGCACGUCGUCCUCGACACUGCAAAGUCGACGUCGAGCGGUAUCCACCGGGCGCGGACCGGGCGAUAUUCGACGCGUGCGAGUGAGUGACUGGCUCGAGAAGGAUAGAAUCCAGGAUUCCCCAUCCCCCCUCCGAAGGGUGACACGCGACGGGUCAAACGCAGCGCGGCGCGACGAGACGCGAUGACGGAACUCGCCAAGGAGGCGUUCACCUCGCGCGACUACCACCUGGCGGCCGAGAUGUACGAGCUGAGCAGCCUGAAUCAGCAGAAUACAAACUACGAGGUGCUGCUCGGUUUCGGCGACUCCCUGGCCAAGUGUGGCCGUAUCAUGGACUCCAUCGGGAUCUACACGAGGUGCUUGGCCACGACGUCGGUGCCGGCCGAGAGGCUGAAACACCUGGCGACCGCACUCCUGGACGACAUGGCCGGUUCCGGACUGACCUCCAGACGGAGAAUCGAGGCGUCCUUCGCGUGUCCACUCUGCGAAGGCACCCUCUGUCAACCGGUGACCGCCGGCUGCGGUCACACUUACUGCAGGAACUGCGUGGACCCGGCGAAGAAUUGUCGCGUGUGCGGCCUGAAGAUGGUCGCUGUGGGUGAGACGAACGUGCUCGUACAGAGGCUCGUGGAGAGAUGGUGGCCGCGAGAAGUGGAGGCCAGUCGGGCCAGGCACGAAGGUGAUAUUCUCGUGAGGAAGGGUCACCUGGGUCAAGCACUCGAGAGGUACAACCUGGCGGUUCAUCUCGCGCCGAACAGCCCGCUCCACCUUAGCAACAGGGCUCACGUCUUGCUCCUGUUGAAUAGGCCUUCAGCCGCUCUCACGGACGCUGAUCAUGCAGUUAGAUUGCGGCCGGACUGGGGCAAGGGACACUACAGGAGGGGGAUCGCUCUGUCGGCACUCGGCCGGCACGAGGAGGCGCUCUACGCGCUUUGCAUCAGCGUGGCCAUCGACAAGAAUCCGCAGGCUGUGCGUCACGAAUUGACCAAGAUCCUGCACAGAGUACUGUCGCCCGGAGUGUGUCGGCAGAAUGUCCUGUCGCCACGCACGCCGUACAGUCUAACGAGGAGCGCGUCACGCACGAGGAGCCGUCAUCAAUUAAUGAAUCCUAAGCGCAGCAGACGCGCCGCCCUCAACAGAUCCGACUGCGAGGACAACAGCAGCGGCGAGGAGGAAUUUUCUCAGACGAUCAGCAGGAGACUUCGGUCUUCCGUCGCACCGCGAGUCAACACGGAGCUACAAGCGAGUCUGGAUCGGCUGUACCAGGACGUGGAAAAAUUGAAAAUAUCUCGAGGCACGACGUCGUUCGCAGGAAUCGAGCCGAAACCCGCCGAAAUCCUCUUGCCGCCGCUUUCCGGCGGUACCGCCGGCGAAUUGGAUUGCAUCCUGUGUUGUCGCCUGCUCUGGAAACCCGUCACGACGCCGUGCGGUCAUACCUAUUGCUGGAUGUGCCUGGAUCGCUGUUUGGAUUACUCCUCGGCCUGUCCUCUGUGCGUCACAUCGCUUGCCGACUAUCUAGCCAGCAGUCAGAAGACCGUGACGGAUUUCGUGGAGAGAGCGCUUAAAACGGUGGCGCCCGCGGAGUACACCUCCAGAGCGAUGAGUCAUCAGCUCGAACUGGUCCAGGGACUGGGUCUUUUGGGUAACGAGCAGAUCGCUAUCUUCAUCUGUACGACCGCCUUCCCGUGCGUCGCCUGUCCUCUCUUCGUCUACGAGCCUAGAUACAGGCUGAUGGUCAGAAGAUGCUUGGAGAGCGGGGUGCGCCAGUUUGGCAUCGCCGCGUGUCUCAACAAGGACGCAACGGGCACAAAAAGAUACGCGGAAUACGGCACUAUCCUGGACAUUCGGGAUCGAGUAUUGCUCAAGGACGGUUGUAGUAUUCUCAGCACAGUCGGCGGUAAAAGAUUUAGGGUACUUUCCGGCGGGGAGAAAGACGGUUACGACACAGCACAGGUGGAAUUUCUCAGGGACACCGUCGUACCCGAGACUCAACUGCUGAAUCUUCUGGAGCUCCACGAUAAGGUACGAGCGAAAGGUCGGAGGUGGUGGGACACGGUGCCGGUCACGCAGAAAUCCGAGAUUCAACGAGUGUUCGGCCGUAUGCCGGACACGGAGGAGGACUGGCCGCGUCUGCCGGACGGCCCUUCGUGGGCAUGGUGGCUGCUGGCGAUCUUGCCGCUGGGGCCGCAGUUGCAAGUGGGCAUCCUCGGCACCACCAGCCUGGAGAAGCGGUUGCGAGCUAUUGAGAAGACACUCGAUCACAUGGAGCAGAGGCAGCCGACCGUCGCGGCCGCACCUUCCGAACGGACGACGACGUCGUCGAGCAUCUGCAUGGACGGGAGAGCAAUCACGUCAACGGCGAUCUCGGUCGUGCAGCAAUCGUAGAGGGCAAUUGAUGUGGGAGCAAUGAAUCGUCUCGACACUGUGAAAGCGAGCAACGUGUCGUCCCGCGACCUGGAGACGGGAUCGCGGAUUCCGCGUAUUUCGAGCGUUUCUAAACGGAAACUUCGACUAACGCGGAGCGACUCGGAUUAAUGUCGAGCGAUUCCGAUUGCGUUAAGGUACAUCGAGUGAUUUCUCAAUUUGAUAAUGGAAUAAGCUACAAGUGAAAUAUGCCACCCGACGAAAUCGGUCGCGAGGCAGAACCUUCAUUUCUCCAAUGACUGCGAAUUUUGAGAAGAUUUUUCAAUUUACUUCGAAUUUGUGUAUUCCUGAUCUUAACGACUUACAUAAUAGAGCGCCGACGACACACGGCAUUUUCUUUUCUCUUGUUUUUUUUUUUUACGUUUCUGAUAUUUUCCACGUCCAAGUUGCGGAAGGACAUUCGUCGGUCUCGCUGUAAGCUGUUAAUUUAGUCGGUCGAAUCUUUUCUACGUCGAUCUCUCGUUCGUUCUUCUCGCUAUGUGGUCCUUUCGAUCGAUCGACCCUACGACUCUAUUCGACGUACAAAGUAUCCGUAGGACGCGUAAACUCCCAGAAUGCUCUGCGAGAAAAUUGGGUCGAUCGAUCGAACCGCGAACGAACUCGUUCCCCGAUUUCGUUUCGGCGGGGGCUUUUUGCGAGCGACUUCUCUCUUUCUAGGUCUAAGUUAAGAGUUCCAGCCCGAGCACGUCCUUGCAUCCCGUGCUCGUGAAAUCUUCUGCAGAGCGUCUUAUCGAAGGGACGACGAUCAAAUAAGAGAGAUACGCUCGCUCGGAUCAGUGGGAAAUUUGUAAAUUUAGCAAGAGGAGCAAAAUUUGCCGAUGAUUUACGGUCAUGUCUCGAUGGUCGUUGACAUAUCUAAGAGAGAGAGAAAGAAUAUCGGGUCUCCUCGAUAAGGCGCACGCCAGUCCUCUUCGCGCUAUCGCAAUACGCAAAUCUGUUCUUCCAAAAUAUUAUACGAAUAUAUAUAU
Harpegnathos saltator (Jerdon's jumping ant) is the source of this 3857-nucleotide messenger RNA. RefSeq names its product LON peptidase N-terminal domain and RING finger protein 3. The coding region runs from base 649 to 2850 and encodes 733 amino acids. The record is from RefSeq and is a predicted model, not a curated record. NCBI's taxonomy places the organism in Eukaryota, Metazoa, Arthropoda, Insecta, Hymenoptera, Formicidae. The transcript has 9 exons. Gene Ontology annotation, molecular function: protein binding; ubiquitin protein ligase activity.